GUCGGACGUUCAUUUGAAGUCAACAGCUGCGCGCCUGCGCACAGACGAGUUGUUGAAUUUCAAAUGCACGGCUGCCAUGACAACGCGUUUGUUUUGGAUUAGCGCUGUUCGACCAGAUUCUGCAGCUCUGCGUUUCCAGUGUUUACCUUUAUACAGUCUAUCUAUGGUGGCACUGUGAUUGUUGUGUAACUGAGAGUUGAGCUUGUUAUCGGAGAUGAAGAAGUGGAAUAGCAAGAACCCGCGUGGAAAACAACUCGGCAGAAGUAUCCUAGCUAUAGAAACCAUAGCUGUAUACAUAUAUACUGCUAAACAUAAUUUUAAUUUCGUCCCGUCUUAAUUCUUUUGCUGUUCUUCAGAAAUCACAAUAUGCGAUGAUGACGUGAUAUACUAACGACACGCGUGCAAGGCUAACGUGACCAGACUCGAGUUGGAUUUCGUGUUUGUUGGUGAAAGGCACGUUGUGCUGUCUUUUUCUGAUUUUUGAUUUUCGAUUUUCAAAGAAUGUUAGAUGAAAUGCAGUCAGAUUCGCGUGAUGACAUAAUGGGCCGCGUUAAUGGAGAAAAGGUGAAGAAGAAGAGAAAGAAAAGUGAAACUCCAGAGCAGCACGAACUCACUCAGAGUCCAAAGGUGCAGACUGAGAAGCAACGUGAAAAGGUGCAGAAGAAGAAGAAGAAGGAAUUGGAGAAUAUAAGUCUGCAGACACCUACAGACAAAAAGAAAAAAAGAAAACUGAAUGAAGGUGUGGAGGUUGUCACAAGCCUGCAUAAAGUAAAAGACAAGACAGCAGAGUCACAAGAGCCGCAGGGUCCAGGGGAACAGAAGCCUGCUAAGAAAAAGAAAAAGAAAAAGAGAGCAAAUGUGACACAGGCAGACUGUGAUGAGAUGACACAAGGGGAACAGCCUGUCCUGAUGACAGAACACGAGGAAGUCCAUCACAAGAAGAAAGAUCAGGAGAUGGACUUGCCUGAUGUAUUAAUUGGUACUAGAAAGCGCAAAAGAAAGCGAGCGCUGUUGGAUGAACCAGAAGUUGACCCCAAUCUCUUGAAUGAACUGAAAGAAUUUUGUCCUAAAAUAGAGUCCAGAAGCUCACAUGAAAUCAAUAAAAUGAUCAUGUAUGAUCUGCCGAGGUUCAAGGAAUUCAGAAAGCAAGGUAUCAUAUUGAGGCAUGGAAGAUACUCUGACGCAGAAAAUGAGAGGUUAAGACAGAACGUUAGAGAUUUUCUUGCUCUCACAGGAGUGAAAGAUGCUAUCAAGCUCUUUCAUCCAAAGCGUUUCCCAGAAGAGACACAGGAAUUGACAAAGCUGAAAAAGGUCUACAAGUUUUUUGAAAGGAUCGCGGAAGGAAUUCCCAGGCCUUGCCAUGAUGUUUUUAGCCGUGGAAGGAAAGUUUUUGAUGGUGAAAACUAUAAGGGAAGGUUUACAGAAGAAGAAGUCAAAUCAUUACUUAAGUAUCAUUCACUACAUGGCAAUAACUGGCAAAAGAUUUCUGAGCUGACUGGUCGAAGUGCUUACUCUCUUGAGAAACGUUUUACCCAGCUCAAUACUGCUAGAAAAAGUGGGCCGUGGUCAGCAAAAGAGGUGCAGAGACUUUUGAGGGCUGUGCAAGACCAUAUUGUAACGGUGCUGAAAUCUGAGUCCCCUAAUAAAACAACACCGAAAAGAGUCAGUAGAGAAAUACUGUACCGAAAAUUGCCCUGGUUCAAUAUUUCUCUGAAGGUGAAAACUCGAUGUUGGACCAAAUGCAGAGAGAAAUGGAUGUCCAUCCUCGCUGUGCGGAUGUCUUCAGGGACUUGUACAGGAAGGAAAGCUCAGGAGUCCAAAAUCAGACUCAUUAAAGUAAUGUAUCAAAUGCAAGUGGAGGAUGUUACGGAUGUCAACUGGGAUGAUCUCACAGCUGUUUUCGGGGAUGUUCCUCCAGCCUAUGUGCAAGCAAAGUGGCACCAGCUUAAAGUUUGCUAUGUGCCCAAUUGGAAGACCAAGUGUUUUGGAGACAUUGUUGACUUCCUCUAUGAGAAAGUCUUGCCAGGGAUGGUGAAAGACUGUGAAGACCUUGAUGACAAUGAGCUGAAGGUUGACCAGAAGCAGAGCUUCCUUCUAUCUGACAUUUUUAAAGACAUUGAGGAUCAUUCCGAUGACAGUGAUGAGGAGAGUGGCCAGAAAGAAGAUGACAACUCCUCUUGAACUAUUAUCACUUGUCAAUCAGACCUUAAUGAUUUCUGUAAAAAUCACAUUAAAUCAUACCCCAACUAAAGAAAAAUACAUUGUCGAGAUGUAUAUGUAAAAGAUGCAUGAUAAUUUUGUUUUAUUCUUGUUAUUCCAUUUAUUUUUUUAUCAAGAAUUUAAUAAACAAGAUUUGUAUUGUGCCUUUUGAA
Molecule: messenger RNA, 2372 nt
Organism: Cyprinus carpio (common carp)
Lineage: Eukaryota; Metazoa; Chordata; Actinopteri; Cypriniformes; Cyprinidae
Gene: ttf1.6
Product: transcription termination factor 1, tandem duplicate 6
Exons: 10
Coding region: 502-2181 (559 amino acids)
Source: RefSeq, a predicted model, not a curated record